This is a messenger RNA of Thecamonas trahens ATCC 50062, 906 nucleotides long. RefSeq names its product BUD32 protein kinase. Gene Ontology annotation, molecular function: ATP binding; protein serine/threonine kinase activity. The transcript is spliced from 2 exons. Bases 89 to 889 code for a protein of 266 amino acids. The record is from RefSeq and is a predicted model, not a curated record. Gene Ontology annotation, cellular component: nucleus; cytosol; EKC/KEOPS complex. Lineage: Eukaryota; Apusomonadida; Apusomonadidae. Gene Ontology annotation, biological process: protein phosphorylation.
CUCACCACAACCACAACCACCACCACCACCACCACCACCACUACUACUACCACACACGCACACACGCACACGCACGAUUACACACACUAUGGCCACAACUAGUGCUCCCACCCCUACUCCUGCCCUUGUCCUUCCGGGCUUCACCCUCCUGGCGCAGGGAGCCGAAGCGAGAGUGUACAUCGGACGGCUUGGAGGACUUGAUGCGCUUGCAAAGCAUCGGUUUGUUAAGGGCUAUCGCCACAAGGUUCUGGAUGAUAAGCUCCGUGCCGCCCAUACGGUGGCAGAGGCGAGGUCGCUGGCAAGGGCAAGGGCUCUGGGCGUGCCCGUCCCGGGCGUGCUGAUGGUCGAUACCAAGGAGAUGGUGCUGUAUAUGGAGCUGGUUCAUGGCAUCACACUCAAGGCUUACUUGCAGGCUAUGGAGGGGCUGGAGAUCAAGGAUGAUGUCGGCCCACAUCACCUCCCCCCCAACGCCAUGGCUGUUCUUGCUGCCGUCGGCAAGGACAUUGCUCUGCUGCACAAUGGUGACGUCGUUCACGGCGACCUGACAACCUCAAACUUUAUGCUCCGUCCGCGCUCGCCGUCAGACGCUGCCGUUCUGGCUUCAAAGCCGCUCGAUCCGAGCGCCCUCGUCGCUCUCAACAUCCUCCAUCUCGAGGUCGUCACCAUCGACUUUGGCCUCGCCUCGGUCGCUCAGUCGGACGGCCUCGAGGACAAGGCUGUCGAUCUCUAUGUCCUCGAGCGUGCCUUCAUCUCCACCCAUCCCUUUGCUGAGCACGCCUUUGCCGCCGUCCUCGGCGCCUACGCAGAGGCUUGCGCCAACGACGACGCCGUCCUCGGCCGCCUGGAGGAUGUCCGCGCCCGCGGCCGCAAGCGCGACAUGUUUGGCUAACACACACACACACACAC